GUUCUUAGGGCUAGGUUUUCUUUUUCCCUCGUUUAUUGUUGCUGGGUCUACAGACGUUCAAUGACACCAGCGUAGAAAGUUGUGGAACUAAACAACAGUGCAAGUUUUAUUGUACUUAGAAGUGUUGGAAAGCCAUGGAAAUAAUAUUUAAUAACGCCACCGAUAGCCCAAACACCGAAGUAGAAACUACAGUCAAAGGGGAAAUACCGAAGUGGUUGAAUGGGCAACUUUUCCGGAUAGGACCCGGGAAAUUCGAUCUGGCUGAAGACUUCUGUGUUAACCAUUGGUUUGACGGAGCUGGAAUCUUGUACCGAUACACUAUAAAGGAUGGAAAGGUUACAUUCAAGUCUAGGUUUCUCGAGACCGAGGCUUAUGAGAAGAUGUGUACCGUUAAAAGACCCGUGUUUACAGAGUUCGGAACUAGGUCAUAUCCCGAUCCGUGCAAAAGCAUGUUUUCCAGGUUUUGGUCCAAAUUGAUCCCCGGAGAUAUGACGGAUAACGUUAUUGGAAACGUCUUCACGAUGUCUGAUGAGCUGUACUGUGUGACGGAAACCUGUUAUCUAUGGAGAGUGGACCCAGAAACUCUCAAAACCAUGGAUAAGGUUAACUUGGAGAAACUCAUCUCGAUCAACCUGGCCAGUGCUCACCCACACGUGGAUCCUGAUGGCACGAGCUACAACUUAGCUUGUAGUUUUCAUAAAGGCCUGAAAUACCAUAUUGUAAAAAUCCCUCCGCAACUGCCUCUGAAAGAAGAAGAAAAUAAUGGACCAAGGGCUUUUCUGAAGGCUUCCAUCAUCACCACCAUCUCUUCCAGUUGGACUACGUGUUUCAGUUAUUAUCAUAGUUUCGUUAUAUCGGAGAAUUUCGUUGUAUUCCUUGAACAACCCCAACUGUUGAACACUUUGAAACUUGCUACUUCUGUCGUCAAAGGACUAGCCUUAAUCGAGUGCAUGGAUUGGGUACCUAAAGAAAAGACGAGAUUUUACGUCAUCGAGAAAUCAACUGGGAAAGUUUUGAAAACUGUUUACAAAUCUGAAGCUUUUUUCGUUUUCCACCACGUUAAUGCCUAUGAGGAGAAUAACCAGAUAGUAGUUGAUUUAAUAGGCUACGAAGAUCCAAGUUUCCUGCAAAAGUAUAAGUUAGAAAAACUUCGAGCUGGUCUUUUCGAAGAAAUAUGUCCACCACAGCUUCGUAGAUUUGUGCUUCCUUUAGGCAAGGAUUUGAAAAAAGGUGAAAAUCUGGUUACCCUUCCCAACACCAAAGCAAGAGCCGUGAAACAAGAAAAUGGUGUAAUUUGGUUGACGGAUGAAAAACUGGCCAAACCAGGUUUUGAAAUGCCCACAAUAAACUAUAAGAUGCAUAAUGGGAGGAAAUAUCGUUACGUUUACGGGUCAGGAGCUUUCGAACAAGGUUACUUCAAAAACGCGGUUUGUAAAUUUGACUUUGAGACCAAUGAGCUGAAGCUAUGGCGGGAAAGUGACAACGUAUACGCAGGAGAAUUGACGUUUGUAGCCAGUCCUGAUGCUAAGGAAGAGGACGACGGUGUCUUGCUGUGCGUUGCAAUUGAUGUUAGGCCUAACCGGCCGAAUAUGAUGAUUGUACUUGAUGCCAAAACCUUCACAGAGAUUGGACGAGCUGAAAUCGACCCAGAAAUAACCAUCCGAGCUGGUGUACACAGUCAUUUCGUAAAGAGCAAGAACUAAAAACAUUAUUUUAUUUCUUCAGAGUUCUCGUGCCUCACCUGGACUAUUUGUACAGGGAUUAAAGAAAACGAUACAAAAAUUCAAAACAAUUAAAUUACUACACCAUGGAAUAGAUUUUAUACUUUCAUUAAAAUCUAAUGUUUAGCUAAUUUACUUUGGUAUCCUAAUAAUGUGUGAUAGGCUAAAUGCAUAUUCCAUUUAUUCACGAGAAACGUCAUGAAUAUUUGAAUACUUGUCAUGGUUUCUUUUAUAACUAUAAUUCAACGUUUAAGUGAUUUAAUUUAUCUUCUGAUUUUCAAAUCAAAAUAGAGUUUGGGCAUACUCUAAAUAUAGUUGGCACGUAUCUGAAGAUUCUGUAUGCACUUGUUACGAUAGCAGAUCUAUUCCUAAAAUUUCAUUUAAAGUUUUGUAUUGUACAUAUUCUUUUUUACAAUUAUCCUUUGUGUCAGUGCUUACGAAACUGUACUUCACUCAUACAGUCUAUGAGAUGUAACAUAAAUGGUUUUGUUUCCGGAUUACAUCGUGCAAAACGAAGCAGAAUUAUGUAUUUAAAACCGAACAUCUUUUGCAUCAUGCCCAAAGUGCUUUAGAGCUCUUACGUCAGGGGUCACAAUGUCACUGUCUAUUACAACCAGGAAUAUAAUUCAGUGUCCAUCUUCUAUGUAAGUACAAUCUAAUAAUCUAAAACGAUGAUUCCACAACAGACAUUUGUUCCGUGAUAUAAUUUAUGUACAUAUAUCACACACACACACACACACACAUAUAUAUAUGGAAUCAUGUUUGUGUUGUGUGUGUUAAUUUAAUAUGUUUCAUAGCAGUUUAUUUUGAAAACUAAAUUGAGGUAUAUACAUAUAUUGUAGAAUAAUCCUUGAGAUAUGUUAUAUAUUGCUAUGUAAUUGGUGCCUGAGCUUAUACAUUAAACAGUUGUAUAAACUUUGUA
This is a messenger RNA of Limulus polyphemus (Atlantic horseshoe crab), 2643 nucleotides long. Its product is annotated as beta,beta-carotene 9',10'-oxygenase-like. The coding region runs from base 135 to 1703 and encodes 522 amino acids. NCBI's taxonomy places the organism in Eukaryota, Metazoa, Arthropoda, Merostomata, Xiphosura, Limulidae. The record is from RefSeq and is a predicted model, not a curated record. Gene Ontology annotation, molecular function: beta-carotene 15,15'-dioxygenase activity; carotenoid dioxygenase activity. Gene Ontology annotation, biological process: retinal metabolic process; carotene catabolic process. The transcript is spliced from 11 exons.